Molecule: messenger RNA, 3264 nt
Organism: Rhinolophus ferrumequinum (greater horseshoe bat)
Lineage: Eukaryota; Metazoa; Chordata; Mammalia; Chiroptera; Rhinolophidae
Gene: PNMA3
Product: PNMA family member 3
Exons: 2
Coding region: 157-1524 (455 amino acids)
Molecular function (GO): nucleic acid binding; zinc ion binding
Source: RefSeq, a predicted model, not a curated record
UGGGGGGCGGGGGGUUCGGCAAUAACCUUGCUCUCACCGCGUUCAUAUUCACAGGCUGUGGGUCUGCCGUCGUGUCGCCCUGAGAGUUGGGCCAGAUUUCUGUGCAUCACGCACGGAUCAUUCCCCCCAAAAUUAGAUGCCGUAAAGACUGGAGCCAUGCCUUUGAGCCUGUUGCAGGACUGGUGCAGGGGGGAGCAUCUGAACAUCCAGAGGUCCAUGCUCAUCCUGGGGAUUCCUGAGGAGUGUGGUGAGGAUGAGUUUGAGGAGAGUCUUCAGGAAGCUCUCAAGCAUCUGGGCGCGCAUAGGAUCAUUGGCAGGAUGUUCAGGAGGGAGGAGAAUGCCCAAGCGUUUCUCCUGGAGCUUGCCAAAGAUAUGGACUAUGCUUUGAUCCCCAGGGAAAUCCCCGGAAAGGGAGGGCCCUGGAAAGUGGUAGUAAAACCUCCUAACUCAGAUGGUGAGUUUCUCAAGAGACUGAACCGCUUCUUAGAGGAGGAGAGGCGGACGGUGUCAGACAUGAACAGAGUCCUCGAAUCGGACACCAAUUGUCCCUUUCCCAGAGUGGCCAUAUCACCAGAUUUCUGGACUUGGGCCCAGACCCUGGGGGCAGCAGUACAGCGUCUGCUAGAACAAAUGUUAUACCGAGAACUAAGAGUGUUUUCUGGGAACACUGUGUCAAUUCCAGGGGUGUUGGCCUUUGAAACCUGGCUUGAGCACACCACUGAGAUGUUACAGAUGUGGCAGGUGCCUGAGGGGGAAAAAAGGAGGCGGCUGAUGGAAUGCUUGCGGGGCCCUGCUCUGCAGGUGGUCAGCGGGCUCCGAGCCCACAACGCUGCCAUAACUGUGAAGGAGUGCCUGGCAGCCCUGCAGCAGGUGUUUGGACCUGUGGAGAGCCGUAAAAUCGCCCAUGUAAAGUUUUGUAAGGCCUAUCAGGAGGCAGGAGAGAAAGUCUCUAGCUUUGUGUUACGGUUAGAACCCCUGCUGCAAAGAGCCGUAGAAAAAAAUGUGAUACCCCGAAGGAAUGUGAAUCAGGCUCGUCUGAAACAAAUUUUAGGUGGGGCCACCCUUACUGACAAACUUCGAGACAAGCUUACGCUACUGAAACAGCGAAGGAAGCCUCCUGGUUUCUUGGCACUGGUGAAGCUCCUGCGUGAGGAGGAGGAGUGGGAGGCCACCUUAGGCUCUGAGAGGCAGAAGCUGGACCCGCUGGGAGUAGGCAUGAGACCACCUGCCAGACUAGUGUCUUUCCCUGCCCCUGACAAUACUCUACAGGCGAGUCCUUCCCAAAGUUCCCGGCGCAGGAGAGGCAGAGGCCAACACCACAGGGAGGGUGUGUCCGGGGCUGGCUCUCGAAGUUCAGGAAAACGGAACCGCCACACCUUCUGCUAUAGCUGUGGAGAUGAUGGCCACAUCAGGGCACAGUGUAGCAACCCUCCAAACCUUCUCUUGGUAAAGCAGAAGAGACAGGCUGCAAUGAAGUCGGGAAACGGGAGCUGGGCUUGGGACAAGAGCCAACCCAAGCCCUAGAAAGCCAAGGCUCAAGAGAACCAGGCACCCCUUCUACUACCAGGCAGAAGAAAGGUUUUAACAAGGGGAAGGGGCAGUCCGCACAAGCAGCAGAGGACCUGAGUGGGGCAGAAGGGCAGGGCAGUCAGGACCAGGCCAAGCCCCCUCACCCUCCACCAGCUCAAAGGGACUCCACCCAUGAAGCCGAACUCGGCUCAUGGAGGGCCAAGCACACGGUCCUGAAGAGGUACCAGCAACACAAACAAGGGGCCACCACACCCGGUACAUGGGCUGCUCCAGCCACGGACAGGGACCCCACCACGGCAGAGGCUGAUGGAGGUGCAAUUGGGGGCUUUGGCCUCAGCCCCUUCAUCUGGCCACCCCCAAACGCCCACCCUGUGUGCUCUGAGCUAAGAAUGCCGACCAGCCGCCAGGCCACGUGGGGCCUGGAGCAGCCUUCCCCAGGGCCGCCCCUGCCAGAAGGAGCCAGUGCAGGCGAGGAAGAGCUGCUGCACACAGAGGUAGUGUCCCCCACCCAGAGGGGAGGCCGCAGGGUCCAGUCCGUCCUCGGAAUCAUUUACAGCGCUUCAGGGGAGCCCCAGGAAGGCAGCACCUCGAGCCCCUGUGCAAGUCAGGCCAGGAGACCCAAAGGUCCUGGGAGCGCAGCGCCAACCUACAGGCAGUUUCCUCCCCCUGCAGCCUGGAUGGGCUAUGGGGGCAAGGAGAGCGAGGACAGAGAAGAGCCCCAGAGCCACUGGAGACCUGGAGACGGCAUGCAGAGAACAGGGACUGGGCUGGCGAACCACCACUCAGCAGCUGCCAAGGCCAGCUCCAGCCCCAAACCCUGCCAACUCGGACAGCUGAGUAUCCCUGAAUACCCCUGGGAACACCCCUGAGCAGCCCGUCCCAGUCUAGGUGAGGGACACCUGAAGACGUGUGUCACUCACCCUGCACUGGGAGACAUUAGGGGCUAUCGCGAGGGUUCCUCCCAUUCCCCGUCCCCUGGGGCAGGCUGCUCCCUGUGCUGGGAAGCCCUCACUCUGUUUCUCUGUAGGCCCCACAGUGUCCCUCGUGUCAAGUAAUCACCCCCCCACACACACAGUUCCUGUGUAGAGCUGCCAGGUGUGUGUGUCCCCGGGUGGGUGUCCUCGCCGACCUGGGCAGUCACCUCUGGGCCCUGGCACGUGCUGUGAGCUUCCUGCCAGCCAAGGCUCUGCUCACUCUCAUCCAGUGUCAUGAGCUCAAUCUCUGCUUUCUCGGCAUAGAUUUAGGCUAACCGCUGCUUGUUCUUGUGGAGAUGUGUGUGUUCUUGUCUGAGCAGUUACCCCCGCUGACCACCCCACCCCGGAGACCCCGAGCCCAGCCCCAGGAGACUGCAGGAAACACGGAUGAGGGCAUGGCCAGUGCUCACCUGUGACCUCAGGAGGGAAGAACUGCACCGGGGCCAGAGGGGGACUGUGUCUCACCCUGUUGUUCCUUGUGACUCAGUUUCCUCGGCCUGGUGGAGUGUCCCCUGCUGUGUUUUCCAGCAUCCUGUGACUGUCCUGUCCGGCCCAUAGGGCAGGGCCAGACCCAGCAUGUGGGCCAGAGGGGGAGGGGUGCCCUGCAGUGAGUGGACAUCGCCAGCGUCCAUCAUCCUGCAAAAGCCCAUUGUGGGGCCAUCAGGAUGGGGGACUGUGGCAGGAGGGUCUUGUUAUGGGGGGGUGGCAGCUGAUGCAUCUCAUCAGGGACCCCAAAGAAAAGGGGACCCGAGACCUAUGG